AGUUUCGUAACGUCUCUUUUGUGGAGUUUUGUAACCUCGGCUCAAACAGCCGGAUGGCAAUGCAGCAGCACGUGAUGGCGGCUUCGCCACCUGAUUGGCUCCGACACAGCGUCACUUAAAGAGACCCUCGCGUCCCUAUUGGCCGGUCUCUUCUGCCGCCAAGAUUCCAAUAAAGAAGGCAGCGGACAUCGGGAGCCGCUUCAGUCUGCUCUCCUCGUCUCCUCGCGUCCUUCUGUUCGAGCUUCAGCGCUUAAUCCCUCGACUUGAACCUCUUGUGCGCUUCUGGAGGAGCUCGACAUGUUUCCUACUCGCAGUCCUCUCUCCGUGAAGAAGGAGAAGUCCCUCAGCGGGCAGAUGGACAACAUGGCGCUGGACAAAGAGAACACGCCUCCGAGUCUGAGCGCGAGCCGCAUCCUGGCGUCUAAAACCGCGCGAAACCUCUUCAAUGACGCCACGGCAAAAGCAGUGAAGAAGAGCGGCAAUGAGGUAGAGGAGGAGCCUCUACUGAAGGACAACCCUCGCCGCUUUGUCAUCUUCCCCAUCAAGUACCACGACAUCUGGCAGAUGUACAAGAAGGCCGAGGCCUCUUUCUGGACAGCAGAGGAGGUGGAUCUGUCCAAGGACCUGCAGCACUGGGAGUCUCUGAAGGACGAAGAGCGGUUCUUCAUCUCUCACGUGUUGGCCUUCUUCGCCGCCAGCGACGGCAUCGUCAACGAGAACUUGGUGGAGCGCUUCACCCAGGAGGUGCAGGUCACGGAGGCCAGAUGUUUCUAUGGUUUCCAGAUCGCCAUGGAGAACAUCCACUCAGAGAUGUACAGCCUCCUCAUCAACACCUACAUCAAGGAGCCCAGCGAGAGAGAAUACCUCUUCAAUGCCAUUGAGACUCUGCCGUGUGUGAAGAAGAAGGCCGACUGGGCCAUCAACUGGAUCGGUAACCAGGCUGCCAACUACGGAGAACGCGUGGUGGCCUUCGCUGCCGUGGAGGGCAUCUUCUUCUCUGGUUCCUUCGCUGCCAUCUUCUGGCUGAAGAAGAGAGGCCUGAUGCCCGGCCUGACUUUCUCCAACGAGCUGAUCAGCAGAGACGAGGGUCUCCACUGUGACUUUGCCUGCCUGAUGUUCAAACACCUGGUAAACAAACCGUCGGUAGAAAAGGUCUCCAAGAUCAUCCAGAACGCCGUGGAGAUCGAGCAGGAGUUCCUGACGGAGGCUCUGCCGGUGAAGCUGAUCGGGAUGAACUGCGAGCUGAUGAAGCGGUACAUCGAGUUCGUGGCCGACAGGCUGAUGCUGGAGCUGGGCUUCUCCAAGAUCUACCGGGUGGAGAACCCCUUUGACUUCAUGGAGAACAUCUCUCUGGAGGGGAAGACCAACUUCUUUGAGAAGCGUGUGGGCGAGUACCAGAGGAUGGGCGUGAUGUCCGGCACCACCGACAACACCUUCAGGCUGGACGCCGACUUCUGAGCACCACCUCGCAGCCUUCUGAAAGGCCCGCUACCUCGCUACCCCAGUGCAUGCUGGGAGGGCUCCUGCACACUCAGCCCAGAGAUCGCAAACCCCAACCAGUUUACUCUACUGCUGGUUUGGAUCAGAACUCUUUUUAUAUUUAUAAAACCUGCUAUAUUAGUAUGUUUUUCUGAGGGAGUUUUUAAAUAUGGAUUCAAUGUCAUUUGUUUAUUUGUACAGUUACUUUUUUUUUAAAUAAAACUUGAUCUAAGUGUUAA
Gasterosteus aculeatus aculeatus (three-spined stickleback) is the source of this 1718-nucleotide messenger RNA. RefSeq names its product ribonucleoside-diphosphate reductase subunit M2. Gene Ontology annotation, biological process: deoxyribonucleotide biosynthetic process. The record is from RefSeq and is a predicted model, not a curated record. Gene Ontology annotation, cellular component: cytosol. Gene Ontology annotation, molecular function: ribonucleoside-diphosphate reductase activity, thioredoxin disulfide as acceptor. NCBI's taxonomy places the organism in Eukaryota, Metazoa, Chordata, Actinopteri, Perciformes, Gasterosteidae.